Penaeus chinensis is the source of this 2021-nucleotide messenger RNA. RefSeq names its product metalloendopeptidase OMA1, mitochondrial-like. The coding region runs from base 625 to 1869 and encodes 414 amino acids. NCBI's taxonomy places the organism in Eukaryota, Metazoa, Arthropoda, Malacostraca, Decapoda, Penaeidae. The transcript has 10 exons. The record is from RefSeq and is a predicted model, not a curated record. Gene Ontology annotation, biological process: protein quality control for misfolded or incompletely synthesized proteins; mitochondrial protein processing. Gene Ontology annotation, molecular function: metalloendopeptidase activity. Gene Ontology annotation, cellular component: mitochondrial inner membrane.
UUGUACGCGUCGUCUGCUCUGCGGACCACCUCUCGCUAUAGGCCGUUGUUCGCUCAGUCCAUUGUUUACUUCUGGGCACUUCGGAAGCUGAUCUAAAGGACAGGAACUUUUGGAUUGAAUGCUUACAACCGUGAUAGAGUAAUCAUCUAUUCCGGUAAAUCGUAAAUUGAAGUGAAGUGUUUAGUGAACACAUGGAAGAUAAAACUCACCCCUGAACCAGGAGAUAGCCCUGGUGCACUUAAACCAAUGGACUAUGAAAUUCUAAAUAACAAGACGCAAAAACUGAAGUGAUAACGAAGCAAACCCACCUUCCAAGCAACACCGGAACGAAGAAGCCGGAAAGAAUUUUAAGCAUUUCAAACUGGCAAGAAAUAACACUGAGCCCAACAAUCAAGUGCAGAUCAACCACCAGUAAAGAAGUAUUACAUUCAGAGACACAAAAAUCUUCCUACAAAUACCAAAAUAAUAGAUAUAAUCUGAAAACAACGAAGACCCACAAAAGAAAAUCCAGGGAGUAAAGACUACUAUAUAGUCUAAAACCCUAUAAAAAAAAGAAAGAAGAAGAAGACAGGAACUCCUCUUUGGCUGCCAGAUUUUGUAAUUCAAAAGGCAGAUCCUAGCUGAAUGCUGUGCUCUGUUGUCACAAGAUGCAGAUUUAUGGGGGUAUCAAGCCCUGUAAGGUGGAGACAAACUACAUUUUCCUAUCAUGGCACAACAGCACCCUUUAGGACCUUAUGGAGAAGAACAAACCAUAUGAAUCCUGGACUCCAGUCAAGAAGGGCAAUUCAGACAACAAGACCUCAGAAUGUCAAUCCUUUGCUCAUGGCUGUGCUUCGACCAGUUAGUAAGGUGGCUGCAAUACUGGUUGGCAGAGGGUUCAGAAAAUGGUGGCAGUCACUACCCAAGCAGAAAAGGGAACUGUUUAUACAGCAUUUACAUCGUAAUAUAAGGAUUUAUAUUUUUGGGUCCAUCCUAGUUGGUAGUUCAGGAUAUAACUACUAUGCAAACCACGUCACUACCACACCUUUCACAGGAAGAAAGAGGUUCAUGGUCUUCACUCCAAAUCAGCUGUUUACCAUCUCACAAGAAAUAUAUCAUGAGGAAAUGGCUCAGUUUGCAAAGCAGAAGAUGCCAGUUGAUCAUCCAAUGGUUACACGAGUAAGCAGAGUGGGUAACCGGUUACUGCAAGCCAACAACAAGAUUCCUCAGCUUUAUACUAAAGUGUGGACAGUCACAGUUAUUGAUGAUCCUACAGAGAAUUGUUUAGUUUUGCCUAGUGGUGACAUCAUUAUGUUCCGAGGAAUGAUGGACUUGUUUGAGAAUGAUGACCAAUUAGCUAUGAUUCUUGCACAUGAGAUGAGUCACGCUAUACUUGAACAUGCUGCCGAACAGCUGAGUCAUGGAUAUCUUCUUGACACCCUCAUUCUGUUGCCUUUGGCAGUCAUUUGGGCUUUUUUACCAAGUGAUGGUAUUGCUGCUGUCACUCACUGGUUCCUUCUUAGAGUUGUUGAAGUGCUUCUGAAGUUGCCUUACUCAAGAAGUAUAGAAGAUGAAGCAGAUUCUGUUGGGUUGCAAUUAGCUGCAAAGGCUUGCUAUGAUGUUAGAGAAGCAAGUGCAUUUUGGGGUAAAUUAUGUUUACAAGAAGAAAUACGAAAGCAGGUAGGCAUGGAAACAGAUUCUGUCCCAGCAUUUUUGUCAACCCAUCCAUCAAACAGCAGUAGACAAGCGAGGAUAGAUGAGCAAAUGCCAGAUGCUCUAAAAUUGCGUGAAUUUUGUCAGUGCUCAAAGCUUACAGACAAGGAUCCAAGACUUGAGAUAAGAAAGUUACAGGAAUAUAUGAAGACAAACGCUCUUGUGACUGCCUCAUAAAAUUAAAGCUAGUAUUAUGCAUCAUGUGACUGCACUCAGGAAUGGAGUCUAAUCCCAUACUUGUUGAAAGUUUGACAAAUUUAUAGAAUUUUAUAUGUAAAAUAUAGCUGAUUGAAAAUCUGUUUAUUACCCAAAUAAAGUAUUUAAUUAAU